AUUUUCGUACUUCCUGGCAAAAAAUAACACUUUAAAGGCCACUCUUCUUGACUGAAAAUCCGAAAGGAGGAUAUAUGAAGACUUAAGAUUGUCUUCUGAUGGUUUUAGGGUCACCAAAUGACUUAUUUUGCCGCUGGUUUUGUCUGACGGAUUAGUGAUGAUGCCAUAUGUAUUCCAAUGACACAACCGUUUGGACGCCGUUAUGGAGAAGAAAUCAAGGUUUGAACUUAUUAAAAUUGUAGAGGCACAGAAAGAGCAGCUGGUACGCUACGAAACAAGACUUAGAGAUGUUGUGCGUGCCUAUAAAAAUCUAUUACAAGAAAAAGAGGCUUUAGAAGCGAGUAUCAAUGUCUUGACAACCAGCAAUAACCAAACAACAAAGAGCAGUCACAAAAAAGAAGCAGCUGAUGGCAAAGAUCAGAAUGAAAGUGUGGAGGAUGAGAAGAUCAGUGACAGUGCAGGCAAAAGUGAAGAUUCCUCAAGUUCCUUACAAGAAGAGGCUGUACAUAUGGAGGGAGUGUUGGAUCAUCCUCUAGCAGUAAAAGAAGAUGACAUGGAACAUGGAAAACAGUUGCAUCAAGAUGAGGAAAGCAGUUCACCCGAGCAAUCAGAGUUGGAAGCGCAGCAAGAGAAAAUUGCCACUCUCAGUGCAUCACUUGCUACUGUAAUGCAGCAAAAAUCAAAGAUGGAAGCCAGCUAUCAGGCUGACAAAAAGAAAAUGAUGCAAGAUCAUGAAGCUAAAGUCAAGGAGUAUGAAGAAGAAGCAGAGAAACUGAACAAGACUGUAGAAACACUUGAGGAACAGCUUCAAGAGCUCAAGCUGCGCAUGAGACAUGAGCAGCAAGCGCGUGAGGAAGAACAAAACAACCACGUUCUCAUGCUGCGUGAACUGCAAAUGCUUGUGUCAACUGAACGUUCUACAAAGGAAGACCUUGAACAGCAACUAGAUGAUGCCAAAGAACAAAUCCUGCUGAUGAAAAAAUCACCAGGCAACAAAACAGAGGAGUAUGAACGACAAAUUGCACAGCUGCAAAUUGAGUUGCAAGGAGUUCAAAAAAGGUUGAAGGAGGCUGAGAAAGCUUCCUCGCAACCUUCACCGUUACUGGUUCAGUUACAGGCUGAGAUGUCCAAGAUGAAGAAGGAGCACGCUGAGGCUGUUAUAAGGGAACAGAAGAGGGCUAAUGAUGCUGAAGAACGACUGAGGAUUAUUACCAGUUUGGAAGAGUGCAGAGUGGCAGAUUUGGAGGUGAAACUCUCUGAGUUGUCAGAAGUUGUUGGAAAUUACGAAAAGCUCAGACUACAAGAUCAGCAAGCUAUUCAGAAGCUGAAGGAACGUUUGCAGAAGCUGGAUGUGGAGAAUGCUACAUUAACUCGACAGAUCAGUACAGAGGAAAACAGAACACCAGACAAUGAAAGAGACCUUUUAGAAGAUGAAACACCAGAGGAAUUGAAAAAGCAAGUUUUUAAGUUAAAAGGAUUGCUUAAGAUCGCUAUGGAUUCUUCUGACAAGCCACUGGAUCUGGAAGAGCUGAGCAAGUCGGAGUUGGAGUCUCUUUUUGUGAACGACCCUUCACAUAAAGUUUGUCAACAAGAACUGCGGCAGCUAAAGGAAGAAUUUGAAAGAUACAAAGUCAAGACACAGGCGCUUCACAAGAACAAAUCCUUCAAAGAGCUUAGUGAACAGUUGGAGAACUUGGAGAAACUAAAAAAAGACAAUGCUGAAUUAGAAAAGCAAAUUGAAGACUUAAAACACUCUAGCAAUGAAAAAGAACAAGAUCAAAGAAAGGUGAUCACAAACUUGCGGGAUUCGCUCAAGUUGAUGGAGGAGAAACACAAACAUGAAAACGAGGAAUCAAACACUAUUUACAAACAAAAACUUGAGGAACUUGAAAGGCAGGUGCUAAAUCAAAGGGAACGAACUCUCGCCCUAGUGGCAGAGAAAGAUUCAGAGAUUGAAACGCUGAGAAAUCGUAUCCCUUCAAACAGUCCUUCAGCUGAGAGCAGCACUGCAAGAUCAGCCUUUUCUUAUCAGAGAAAGUUUGUGGAGAUAACUGGUGGUUCCCAGGCCACUUUGGACUCUCCUCAGUCAUCUGAAGCCGAUGUUGCAGUUCAUCAGCUCUUGACCAAACCUUCUGGGGCUAGCAGUAGUGAGAGUACACUGGUACACUAUGCUCAACAGCAAGCCAGAAGAGAAGCAGAAAGCACAGCAAUACGGCGACAGAGGAAUGAACUUGAAGUGGCCUUGAGAGAUGCAGAAAUUAGAGGUGACAAACUCAUGGAUCAGGCCAAUCUCCUCAAAGAAGAAAUCAGGAAACUUGAAAGAAAUAGGUCUCGUGAGAGUGCCAACUUAGAAUAUCUAAAGAACAUUGUGCUAAGGUUUAUGAUGAGCACGAGUUAUUCAGUCAAACAACAAAUGAUUACAGCUAUUGCAACUAUUUUGGAGUUUAGUCCUAAAGAGCUGAGCCAAGUGAGAAAAGUCCAGUCAGCUACGUGGUGGGGAACCUAAGGCGGUGGAUUUCAUUAGCGACUUGUUAGAUGAACGAAUAUGAUAAUUUGAGUCAAAUACUCAUUUUAAAUAGAUAUUUUACAAAGUGAGGGACAAUAUUUUUUGUAGACGAAGUUUUUAUAAGUAAUAUAUGUGUUUCAAGUUAGGAUCUAUCUCUGCCGCUCUCUCGGGAAUCGAGCUUAGCUUCAAGUUCAGUGUUAGCCUAUUUAGCAUCAUUUGACUGACAAACAACUCAUCAGUCAGUAAUAUUACUAUUUAACUUUAGAACGAGCCUGCCAUUAAUACAGAUGGAUGGUCGGAUUAAUUCGACAGUAACGUGAAUCGUGUCACUUAAAAAAUCAUCAGUGCAUCAGAAAAUUCCUGGGUAUCUGAUGACACACUUUUCAUAACCCUACAUAAUCACUAAAGUUAAUCUGAAACGUUUAUAUUCGUCAGAUAUCGAAGCAUUAUUCGUCUUUAUACAGAUUUCGUUUUGGUAGUCUUGGAGUAUUCGGCCCGUUUUAGGAAUCCAGUUUGAAAGUAUUUAUUAGAAGCAGGUUCUCAAUGUGAGAAGGAGAGAAAAAAUUCAUCUAAAUAUUUUACUCACAUUUUUGCAUUAGAUUUGUAUCAAAAGUGGUGUGAAAGGAAAUAUUCAAUUAUUUGAACAAUCUUUUGUUUGGCAAAGUACAUAGCCUUUUCCUAUCGGGGGGUGCUUCUAUUAAUCUCCAAGAAGACGUACUCGAAAAUGGCAUUUGUUUCCCGACUGUAGCCUAUUUUUUCUUUCGGGUAUAGUAGGGUGGCCGUCACACAGGCUAACCGAAUGAGGAUUUAAAAUUAUGUGUUCGCUUAUGUUUCAAGUUCUGACUCUGUUACUGGCUUAUGCGAGUUUUUCCCGCCCUUUUUGGGCGGUUCUUUGUUUUAUUAGGCCUUGACACGCGGCUACCUUUUUUCCAUUGUUUGGUGCUGCGAAUUGUAAUUGGUCACUCUGUCAUUUGCGUUUGUUUCAAUUACUUUUUGUUGUACUGUUACAGAGUAGCAGCUGUACCUGAAAACCGCUCUUAAUAGAAAAAUUAAGUUUUAUUAAUGAAAAUGGGAUGGGAUGGGAUAGGAUAGGACUCCGAGGUGAAUGUAGAAUAUAUUCUGAGAAUUGAAUAAAUAAUAAGAACCUUUAA
Orbicella faveolata is the source of this 3657-nucleotide messenger RNA. Its product is annotated as GRIP and coiled-coil domain-containing protein 1-like. Lineage: Eukaryota; Metazoa; Cnidaria; Anthozoa; Scleractinia; Merulinidae. The record is from RefSeq and is a predicted model, not a curated record. Gene Ontology annotation, cellular component: Golgi apparatus.